AUGCAUCUGUCAAUAAAUUAUGUGUUUAAAGCUUGGUGGAUAAGCUAGGAACAGGAAAGAUACGAUCUAGAACUGUAGUGUUUCAAUUCAUAUGUAUGUUAGUAUUUACCUUGACUAUGACCAAAAUCAGAUGUAGGAUCAAUUGCUGAUGAUGGGGCAGCAUGAGCACUUGAAGAGGAGGCAGCAGAGACAUCACGGCGAUUUGUUCGCUGCUCGCGUUUUUACUCAUUUUUAUUAAAUUUUAAACUCCAACACACUUCACUAACUUUUGAAAUUCAACUGUAUUUUUGACGUGAACAUUUUACAUUUUUUAUACGUCAAAUUCAGAUGACACAACAAUCAUCGUCAGCAGAGACAAUAAUUAGUUUUUUUUGACGAUUCACCUUCGUCUGCACGAAUGUGACUAUCGUCUGUAACUGUCUAGCUUUCUCGGGAAAACGAGAGACGCUAUCGUUUAGACGAAACGAUGGAACGUUUCGUUUUUUGUUUUUUACUGUCUAACCCCACAGUUCAUACUUACGAAAUUAAGCGUUUGAUGUACGUAAUGAAGCGUCAUAUUUCAAAUUAUUUGCAAAGCCAAUGAUGGGUAUAUUCUAAACUAGCCAGCGUGUGUAUCCAACUAUGCUUGGCGUUACAAUAAUUUAAAUAGAUUAAUGAUGAAAGAAAAAUGUAAUAAUAAUCUGAGCGAGACCGCAGACAGCAAUUCAUAUUAUAAAUUGUAAGUAAAGUGCAAAUAUAACUACUUAUGAUAAACGAAAUGUUAUUUAAACCAGCGUACUUUAUUUAAUCGAGUUGUAUUUGUUCAAGUGUCUGUCUAUUCAACAGUAAUCAUUAUAUAUUUUUAAUUUCUUUAUAAAAUGAUAUCUUUUGUGAAAUAAAACAAAAUAAGUUUUUCAACUCGGCCUUUUAUGACCGAACGAAUGAAAUGUUAAAAUCGGAUUAGAAUUCCUUGGGACUGGAAGUGCUUUCGCAUGAAAUGUGACAUGUACGGAAGUUAUCAUUCAACCUAAAUGUUUGCUUUAAAUCUUCUAUCUUUUAAAUAAUCUAACAGUUUAGAUAAAGUUUUAUCACCUAUGUAUUUGUUAUGUCGCGUGUCCAAAAUAUGUUAGUGUUAGUAAAACGAUAGUGUGGAAAACGUCUGUAUAUGAACAAGCAAUUACUACAUUACAAAGAUAAGUUCAAAAUCUAUACGGCUAAUAUUAUUUUACUAAUCGCGAUAAUGUCCGCCGAUGACGCUUUUGAAAAGGUGAUCGGUCGCUUUGGGAAAUAUCAGUCAUGGGUUAUGUUUUUGAUAUACAUUGGCCGUUUGCCCACUGAUUUUCAAUUGACCAAUGUAGUUUUUAUUUUGCCGAGUGUAGAGUACGAAUGCACGGAUGAUCAAGUCCUGAAUACAACAAACUAUUGUCCGUGUACUAAUCCUAGAUACGAUACGAGUAAUGUUGUGGAAUCUGUCACUACCACAUGGAACCUAAUUUGUAACAAAACACAACUAGCUAGCUUUGCACAGUCAACGCUGCAGAUGGGAAUUCUAGCGGGAAGUCUUAUCUACGGAUAUUUAUCAGACAGAUAUGGCCGUAAAGUAACAACCCUAACCGCACUAAUAACCAACGUGCUAUUCAUAAUAAUAUCCGGUAUAGUCCCAGAACUUUGGAUGUUCCUCGUUUGUCGAUUUUUAAUCGGCACUGCAGUCGGUGGAACAAUGCUUUGCUCUUACAUUCUUAUGGUAGAAUUGAGCGGUACAUCAUUCAGGCCGUAUUUGACGGGACUAACAGAAAUGGCAUACGUCACGGCGUCAAUAAUUCAACCAGUGAUAGCAUAUUAUGUUCGAGAGUGGCGAUAUCUGCAAUUGGUGACGUCAGUUCCCUGGCUCUUUGUUGUCUUGUACUAUUGGCUAUUACCAGAAUCACCUCGCUGGCUGCUCACAAUGGGAAAGAAGGAAGAGGCUAUAAAUGUAUUAACGAAGAUUGCUAAAUGGAAUAAUAGACCUACAGAAAAUAUUGGAGCAAUAAUAGAAAAGAUCGAAGAAAAUUCAUUAAACGAAGAUAAACAAAAGCACGGGUCUUAUUUGGAUUUGUUUAAAACGACAAGAUUAAGAAUUUACACAAUUGUAAUGGCUCUCGUUUGGUUUUGUUGCGGUCAUACAUUUUUCGGUAUUAAUCAAUACAUCGGAAGACUACAAGGCAAUUUCUAUUUUAAUGUAAUGCUUUCAGGAAUUUUCCUUUUACCUGGAGUUGUUUUGAACAUACUUUCGUGUUUGUAUCUUCAAAGAAAAGUUGGCGUGAUAGCAAGUUUUUUAAUAGCAGCAAUUUCUUUGACUGUCUUUAUAUUUAUACCAAGCAAUGCUUAUACAACGUCUUUAGUAUUUGCUGUAUUUGGUCAAAUGGGAGCUUAUAUGGCAUUUAUUCAAAUAUAUUUGUAUACAUCGGAAGUAUUCCCGACUGUUGUAAGAAAUUCAGCGAUGGGAUUCGCUUCAAUGAGUGCAAGAGUUGGUGGUUUUGCUGCACCAUUCGUAGUUAAUGUUGGUGUAGAGUGGGCUUCUAUUACAGUAUUUAGUACAGUGGCUUUGAUCGCUGGAUUUUUAUGCUUUUUAUUACCGAACACCAAAGAUACUGUACUGUUGAAUACAAUUCAACAAACUGAACAGUCAGAGAGAAAAGUUAAAACGUAAUAUAGUUU
Papilio polytes (common Mormon) is the source of this 2676-nucleotide messenger RNA. Its product is annotated as organic cation transporter-like protein. Gene Ontology annotation, biological process: transmembrane transport. NCBI's taxonomy places the organism in Eukaryota, Metazoa, Arthropoda, Insecta, Lepidoptera, Papilionidae. The transcript has 3 exons. The record is from RefSeq and is a predicted model, not a curated record. Gene Ontology annotation, cellular component: membrane. Gene Ontology annotation, molecular function: transmembrane transporter activity. The coding region runs from base 1145 to 2668 and encodes 507 amino acids.